GUGUGGAGAGGAGAGGACGGCUUCCGGGAUCUGGCGGGGCCUUUGUCCGGACCGGGCUCCACUUCCUGUCCCCGCAGCUCUGCGUCGUUGGCUUGCCGUUGGCCCUGUGACCCGGAUGCACCGGGAGAGCCAGAAGUGAAACGGAGGCUCCCUGGAAGCCAGGAGAUGAGUCCGCCUGUGUCUCUCCUGCCUGGAUCGCCAUAGAUUCGCAGAGGGCGCCCACGCAGGGUCACGGGAGCUCUGUCCCCCGCACCUGGUCUUUCAGACAUCCGUCCCCAGGUGCGCUGUGCAGACGGGCGCAGGAUGACAAAAUGAGCUGUCUGUGCUUCUGUCUUAGAAUAAGAGGAAUGAGUCACCCAGGGUGUGUUCCUCCCCUCCAAGAAGAAACCUCCUUGGUAUCCAGAUGGGAAUGACUCCAGUUUUCCGAUACUUGAGUAAAAAACAAAAAUGAGAUCUGGAGAUUGAAACUGGUUGAUUCCAUCGUGUGUAGCAUUAGAAAAACAGAGAAGGCAGUCGUGGCCUGCAGACCAGAAACUCUCCGUUUCCAGUAACUGGAUAAAGAAUUGAAUUCAGCCUCAGGGAUUAGCACAAAGAAGGGAGUGGUCACAGGGGCUGAGGCUUCUUUUAGGCCAUUUUCCUCCUGUGGUUGCUGUGAGUUCUGAUGCCACCAGUUGAAGGGACAUCCAUAGACAGAAAAGGUGGUGAUAUCAUUAUUUCUGUUGCUUUUGCCCUGCUAAAACUAAAUCGCUUCUAACAUAUAUGUCCUAGAAAAUUCUAAAGGUUUUGGUUAAGUUGCUUGUUAUUUUAUGUGAUAAAAUAGACAGGGAAGUGGCUCACAUAGAUUAACAUUCUACAAACCCUGAGAUUUAAAUUUUUGGGGGGCAAUUUUAGGAAAAACAGAAUUGUAAAUACUUAGUAGCACAGAGAUCAGAAUCUGCAUAGUGCCCUCUCCCUACGCAGACAUGCCCGGACUGCCCCUCCUCCAGCCUCACCCGGGUCUGGCCUCACCCUGGAAUCUCUUCCGAUAGAGUUAGCUACCCAGUUAAAUCAGAGUUUUGGGUGGUGACUCCUGCUGCCUCUCCAGAACUGAUAUUCAUAAUUUUCUGAAACCCCAAAGCAGAUAAAUGGGAUCAAAGCACUGUCUGUUUUGGGGCCUUAAUUUUUUUUUUUUUUUUUUUUUACUAAUACCAGUGCUUUUGGAGGUACUGCAUACAGCAGCCUGUCUCUCAGUCCUGUGGGCCUAAUAGGUGCCUCACAAGCCACAGGAAAGUGAAUGUAAACACGGCGGUGGAAAAUGCCUCCGCACUGGACUUCGACCUCUCUGCGUCCGCUCCAUUGGUCCACAUGGAACUUUAUACACUUUUGAAAAGUCAACGAUAGAAAAACAGAAAAAGAAAUACAAAGCCUGGGCUGUUGGUCUAUAUCUUGAGAGUUCCCGGAUACUUGGCACCAUCACCCACGCUGUGACGGGCGUUAACACACGUGCUCUGGCACAUGUUCUGAGCACACAGUGCCUGCUUCAUGGACACUGCAUUCAUAUGUGUGCCCAGUUUUCCAAACGGAGACAGAUUCAGACAGUGCUUCCUUCUCCAGCCCUGGAAAACUGUAAAGAGCCAGAAAAUAACGUAAUCUUUCAGGGUGGAGAUUGGCCGUCUCCAUCUGCACCAGAAAGAGCUUGUGCGGUGGUGUGAUUUGUCCAGAGAAUCUUACCUAAGAGGAAACCCCAAAGAAGCAGGAGAAAGAGAGAGAAAUGGCUGGUGCUCAGAAAGUGUUGACGUUCAGGGAUGUGGCCAUAGAAUUCUCCCUGGAGGAGUGGAAAUUCCUGGACGCCGCUCAGCAGAAUCUGUACAGAGAUGUGAUGCUAGAGAACUACAGAAACUUGUUCUCCAUCGGUCUGACUGUCUCUAAGCCAGGCCUGAUCACCUGCCUGGAGCAAAGAAAGGCACCAUGGAAUCUGAAGAGACGGGAGGCAGCUGAUGGACAUCCAGAGUUGGGAUUUCACCAUGCUACCCAGGCUUGUCUCGAACUCCUGGGCUCAAGCAAUCUGCCUGCCUCAGCCUCCCAAAGUGCUGGGAUUACAGGUGUGAGCCGCCACGCCCAGCCUGGCCUUGAGGAUUCUGUGGACAAAUUCAGUGCUAUGUCCUCUCAUUUUACCCAAGACUUUUUGCCAGAGCAGAGCAUACAAGAUGCGUUCCCAAAGUCAAUACUGGAAGGAUAUGGAAAUUGUGGCCUUGAUAAUUUACAUUUAAGGAAAGACUGGGGAAAUUUAGAUGAGUAUAAGUUGCAAAAAGAUUAUAAUGGACUUAACCAGUGUUCAUCAACUACCCAUAGCAACAUCUUUCAAUGUAGUGAGUGUGUUAAAAUCUUUAAUGAUUUUUCAAAUUUACAUAGAUACAAUAUAAGUCAUACUGGACAGAAACCUUUCAAAUGUCAAGAAUGUGGCAAAUCGUUUCAAAUGUUCUCAUUCCUAACUGAGCAUCAGAAAAUUCACACUGGAAGAAAGUUCCAAAAAUGUAGACAAUGUGGCAAAACCUUUAACCAGUGCUCACACUUUAUGGGACAUGAGAACACGGACACUGGAGAGAAACUUUACAUGUGUAAAGAAUGUGACGAAGUUGUUAAAACUUGCUCAGUCCUUACUAAAAACAGAAUUUACACUGGAGGGGAACAUUACACAUGUCAGGAAUUUGGCAAAGUAUUUAACCCGUGCUCCCCCCUUACUGACCAUGAGCGUGGUCCUGAGGGAAAACCCUACAAGUAUGAAGAGUGCAGCACUGUCUUUAUCUCCUGCUCUAGCCUUUCUAAUCAGCAGAUGCUUCUUGCUGGAGAGAACCUCUCCAAAUGUGAAACAUGGUACAAAGCUUUUAACCACAACCCAAAUCUUUCCAAACAUCAGAGAAGUGAGAUUGGAGGGAAACCUUUCAAAUGUGAGGAAUGUGACAGCAUCUUCAGGUGGUUCUCAGAUCUUACUAAACAUAAGAGAAUUCACACUGGUGAGAAACCAUACAAGUGUGAGGAAUGUGGCAAAGCCUACACCCAGUCCUCACACCUCAGUGAACACAGGAGGAUUCACACCGGAGAGAAGCCCUACCAAUGUGAAGAAUGUGGGAAAGUCUUCAGAACUUGCUCCAGCCUGUCUAAUCAUAAGAGAACUCAUUCUGAAGAAAAACCCUACACAUGUGAAGAAUGUGGCAACAUCUUUAAGCAGUCAUCAGACCUCACUAAACACAAGAAAACCCAUACUGGAGAGAAACCCUACAGAUGUGAAGAGUGUGGAAAAAACUUCACCCAGUCCUCCAACCUUAUUGUACAUCAGAGAAUUCAUACUGGAGAGAAACCCUACAAAUGUGAAGAAUGUGGCAAAGUCUUUAUGUGGUUCUCGGACAUUACCAAACACAGGAAAACACAUACUGGAGAGAAACCCUACAAAUGUGAAGAAUGUGGAAAGAACUUUACCCAGUCCUCCAACCUCAUUGUACACAAGAGAAUUCAUACUGGAGAGAAACCCUACAAGUGUGAAAAAUGUGGCAAAGCCUUUACCCAGUUCUCACAUCUGACUGUACAUGAAAGCAUUCAUACCUGAGAAAAAAAAUGUAUAAAAAUAGGCAAAGCCUUUAGUAUAUGGUCACGUCUUACUUUACAUCAGAGUUUUUAAUAAUAAUUUCUUAAUAACUUAAUGAAGAUAUUAUAAAUGUAAUGACUCUUGAAAGCCCUUUCAUGUAACAAGCCUGCAGAGCACACAAGAGUGUUUCUUCUGAAAACAAAGUUACAAUUACAUUUUAUACUGGAUGGAAACUUGCAUCAGCUGACUCAACUUUCAGAGAAUUUGUAGAGAAACCCUACAGAUGUCAUAAAUGUGGAAUAACAUAGAAAACAGUUCAUACUAAAAGAUGUUUUCAAAUGCAGUUAAUGGGAAAAAUAAGCAAAAUCAAAUUUAAGUAAACGUUGGAGGAUUAGAGAAAGGAAUAGGGCACCAGCACUUUCAGAAACGACACUGAAUCACAGCAUCGUCUACAGAGUAAUCUAGACGUAAAAUGGACCAGUUAUUGACAUUUAAAAGGAGGGUGACACGGAAUUUUUGUGGUUUUAAUUACAUUCAAAAUACACUUUUUUGGAUUGAAAAAGUGUUAAAUUUUUUGAAACGCGAAUGUUGAUGUUGUUCAACUCAAAUCGAUUGAUGCCGUGUCUUCAUUUCUAGUGCUGGUGUGAGAACACAUGCCCAAGUCCUCUUGUAGCAGGCGUGCAUGGCUCAUACACUUGUCCAUGAAAGGUGAAAGACACUGAAACGUGAGAUGCAUGAGUCAAAUCUCGGUAGCGAGGGUCUUCGUGUGUUUUAUAUACUUGUAAGUGAUUUAUGAGAUAGGUGUUUAGAGUAAUACCUGUCUGCAUUAUAGAAAGAAGGAACCAUUUUGAAUUUUGUAAAUAGUUUUACCUGUAUUUCAUUAAGGUAAUGUACCAUAAAUUUUGAAGUCCUUUUUAAGAUUCUGUGUGAAGUUAAUUUGUUUUUGAUUAAACACAAUUGUGUUAAGCCUGAUGUUCAUGGAAUAAAGUGUCAUCCAACCAAAAACCAGUUCCAUCCUACUCAAAGGUGUCGGUAACAGACAGUAACAAUAUACUACCAGGUGGCAUGGUGGACAUCUCCAGUGAUCUCUAUUCCCAGUGAUUUUUAAAAAAUUCUUGGCCGGGCGCAGUGGCUCACGCCUGUAAUCCCAGCACUUUGGGAGGCCGAGGCGGGUGGAUCACGAGGUCAAGAGAUCGAGACCAUCCUGGUCAACAUGGUGAAACCCCGUCUCUACUAAAAAUACAAAAAAUUAGCUGGGCAUGGUGGCGCGUGCCUGUAAUCCCAGCUACUCAGGAGGCUGAGGCAGGAGAAUUGCCUGAACCCAGGAGGCAGAGGUUGAGGUGAGCCGAAGGCGCGCCAUUGCACUCCAGCCUGGGUAACAAGAGCGAAACUCCGUCUCAAAAAAAAAACAAAAAAACAACAACAAAAAAUUCUUUGCCUCUUUUUGUAACUACAGAGUCACUAUUAUUGCUAUCAUAAAGAUGAUAGAGGAGUAUAAAUAAAAUACAUAUAUUUCUCAGUCUUUAAAAAUUUUUUUCUAUAGUUUUUGUUGGAUGUAAAGCUUCUGUGGCCUGCAAAACACAUAGAUUUAGUUUUGAUUUGCAUGGAGUUAAAUACACAACUCUAUUACUAUAAAGACAAACCGGCCUGGGCAUGGCGGCUCACGUCUGUCAUGCCGGCACUUUGGGAGGCCAUCUGGGAGGAUCACUUGAGCUGAAAAGCUUGGGACCCACCUGGGCACCUUACCAAGACCUGCUUGCCUGGCGACAGAGCAAGACUCUGCCUCAAAAAAAAUUAAAGUUUCUACUCUAGAUUUAAAAAAAAUUAGCUGGGAGUGGUGGUGCACACUUUCAGUCCCAGCUACUCAGGAGGCUGAGGUGGAGGGACCUUGUGAGCCUGGGAGAUGAAGGCCACAGUGGGCUGUGAUCACACCACUGCACUCCAGCCAGGGCAGCAAAGUGUGCUGUUGUCUCAAAAAAAAAAAAAAAAAAAGAUACAUUUCAGGUUUAAGACAAUUAUUGAGCAAGUAACUGUGUGCGAGGGUGAGUGUGUACCUAUUUUUGAAGAUGAAAACAAGAUGGGAUUAAAACAUCAUACUCCUGAUAGUUUACUAGAAAGCUGUAAACCUCAAAGAUUUAGAAAGACAUCUGUGUCCUCUCCUUUGUCUUGUAUUUCUGUGGUAUGUUUUGGCUCCUGGUUCAGAAUCUCCUCUUGCAAAUCCUCUGUUUUUACUGCCUGGUAUUCAUGUGGACCUGCCACAUGAUGUUCCCAUCCCAUUGUUCACGCAGCAUUAUUUCCGUCACCUGCCAGGGGUGCGAAGAAGAAUUUCCAUAAAACUUCGUGGUGCGUCCCAAGUAACCGCAGAUGUGAGUAGCUUCACAGUGAGUGUAUUAAGUCACAUUUCGUUUAGUUAGUGCUUUUUCCUUUCAAUUAGAGCACCCAAUUGAAGCCAGUUUUUCUUUGUUCUUUCGCUUUUUCUAAGUGACAUAGUUGAGUUUAUUUCCUUCAUUGGGCCAAUUUGUUCAGGUAAACACUGGGGAUGCUAAAUAAGUUAUUGGGUUGUCUUGAUAUAUAAAUGAAGUAAACAGGUACAGUGCUGGGCGAAUGACACACUUCAUGACUCGGAGUGAGUAAUUCUGUUGAAGUGCGUUUGUGUCUCCAACUUAGAGACUGAAAGCAUCCACGGUGAAGAACUGGUGUUACUUUUGCUUGUGUAGAGAGUGCCUGUAAUUCCUAUUUCCAGGAUACACAGGCUUUCUCCAAACUUACGAAGCGGAGUUUUGCUUGUUCACUUUUCUGACAGUCUGCAGUUUUCUGCCUCUUUUCAUGCAUCCUGAGUGCUCUGCAUCACAGUCCUCUCUGCCUGUCUUAACGGCUAUAACUUUCUCAGCGUUUUCCCUGCCUGUCACACCACAUAGUCUUCGCAGGUUCAAAGAGAGGCUUGGGAUUUUCUCAUGUGAGGAAUUCCUCUUAACUGGAGUGUUUGAGGCCGUUUGUGCUAUGAAUACAGCAUUUGGGUCACUUAGGAGGUUGGGACAAGAGGGGUGCACUGUCUGCAGCCAGGUGUUGUGAUCAGUCAGCACUGUCUGGAUUUAUUUGUAAAAGGUAGAUGGUAUUCGGUGGCUCACACCUGUAAUCCCAGCACUUUGGAAGGUCAAGGUGGGCAGAUCACGAGGUCAAGAGAUCAAGACCAUCCUGGCCAACAUGGUGAAACCCUGUCUCUACUAAAAAAUACAAAAAUUAGCUGGGCAUGGUGGCACACACCUGUAGUCCCAGCUACUUGGGAGGCUGAGGCAGGAGAAUCGCUUGAAUCCGGGAGGUGGAGGUUGCAGUGGGUCAAGACCGUGCCACUGCACUAGAGCAUGGCGCCUGGCGACAGAGCAAGACUCUGUCUCAAAAAAAAUAAAAGGUCGUUAAUACCAGUAGGUGUAUGUGGUAAGCACUGUAAGGGUGAGGCAGGAGAAUCGCUUGAACCUGGGAGGUGGAGGUUGCAGUGAGCUGAGAUAGCACCACUGCACUCCAGCCUGGGCAACAGAGCAAGACUCUGUCUCAAAAAUAAAAAAUAAAAUGUUGAAUGAUCUUUGCAGAUUGAUACUGGAAUCAUGGAGAAUUUUUCAGUUUCAUGUCAUAAUAUUUUCCCGUGUUGUAAUCUGUGUAGUCCACACACAGUUCAUAGUCCUCAUUCUUAGUUGCUAACUGGAUGUAACUGGUUGGCCAUCUUUCUAGAUAAAUCUCUGGGGACGUGACAGCUUCUGAAUGUGAAUAUUCUCUGUGAUUUGGAAUGUAAAUCUGUUUUCUGUGUUCCCAGCGUAGCUAGCGCUGGGACUGUUAAUCCCACCUUCAUCUUUAUUGUUUUCCAUUCUGGCCACAUGUGGACCAGAAACCCUAGGAGCCCUUGGGUUAAAGGUGCCUGUUCUUUCCUGUGUUCUGUGCUGGGUCCUGCAUGUGCUGUAACAAUGCAGAGUUUCUAUGCUUAUGGCUGACAAAUGGUAGAACAAACACUUUACAAGGCCAGGCGCGAUGGCUCACGCUUGUAAUCUCAGCACUUUGGUAGUCUGAGGUGGGCGAAUCACUUGAGGUCGGGAGUUCGAGACCAGCCUCACCAACAUGGUGUAACCCCGUCUCUACUAAAAUACAAAAAUUAGCAGAAUGUGGUGUUGUGUGCCUGUAAUUCCAGCUAUUCCAGAGGCCGAGGCAUGAGAAUCCCUUGUUCACAGGGGACGGAGGCAUAGUGAGCCGAGAUCGCAGCAGUGCACUCCAGCUUGGGCAUCAGACCAAGACCCCAUCUCAGAAAAAAAAAAAACUUAACAAAAACUGCUUUUUAAUACUGUUUAGCUAAGCUUACGACUAAGAAAGAGAUUCAGUAUUUGGAACAUUGCUAGCGUUUUAUAAUGUUAAUUUUGAUUGACAUAAAAGUAUUUGUAUCAUGUAAAAUAGGUUUUAUGUGUCACAUGCUCUAGUUAUUGUAUACUUUAUCUCAUGUAAUUAUGUGGUGAGAACUAAACAUUUGACUCUUCACAUUUUGAAAAACACAAUAUAUCCUAAUUAAAUGCAGUCAACAUGCUGUACACCAGAGCUCUUAAAUUCAUUCCCCCAUCUCACUGUAAUUAUGUCUUAUUCGACCGUCAUCUACCCAAACAUCUGCCCGCCUCUGGUAACCAGAAUUCUGCUCUCUACUUCAACAGGUGAACUUGUUUAGAUGUCACCGAUGAGAGGCGGCCGUGGUAUUUUCCUUUCUGUACAGCGUGUGUUUCAGGUUCAUCCAUGUGACUGGCAAUGGCAGGAUUAGCCACAGGAUUCAUGAUUCGGGCACAGCUGGGGGGAUUUGAUGUCAUGGCUGUAGUAAAUAGUGCUGCAGUCGACACGGGCGUGCGAAUGUCUCUUCAACACACUGAUGUCAUUCACAGUCCCUGGAUCGCCAGUGGUCUGAUUGCUGUAACGAGCAGUGGUUCCGUUUUUAACGUUUCCGAAAUCUUCAUUCUGUUUUCCAGAAUGGCUGUACUGAUGUCCAUGCCACCGACAGUGUGCAGGCCCCCUCUCUCCACAGCUUUAGCAGCACUUGGUACUUUCUGCCUGUUUGCUAAUAGUCAUUCUAGAAGGCGUGAGGUAGUAUCUCACGGUGGCUCUGGCUGCCUCUUUCCUGGAUAAUUAUCGAUGCUUAGCAUUUUCAAAUUUAUUUGUUAUAUAUAUGUCUUUUGAGAAAUGCCUAUUGAAGUUUUCCCCUCGUUUUUAAUACUUGUUUUCGUUGUAUAGUUGAGUCGCUUAAAUAUUUUGAUUAACCCCCUGUCAGAUUCAUAAUUUAAAAAUGUUUCCCCCCUUCCUAGGUUACCAUUCCAUUGAUUGUAUGUGGUCCUGUGCAGAAGUUUUUUAGUUUGAAGUAAUCUCAUUUGUUUACAUUUACUUAUGUUUCCUGGCAUUUUGAGGUUAAAUUCAAAAAAUAAUCACCCAAACCAAUAUCAUAUUUUCUUUACCUUAUGUUGUCUUGUAGUAGUUUCAGACUUUCAGCUAUUAUAUUUAAGUCUUUAUUUUGAGUUGUUUCUUGUAUGUGGUGUGAGAUGAUGGCCUCAUUUCUCUUUUUUGCAUGUAGAUGUUUAUUUUUUCCCAAACGCCAAGUAUUGAAGAGACUGUUCUUUAGCCAUUUUAUAUUCUUGUCACCUUUGUCUAAAUCAGUUAGCUGUAAAUGUGUUGAUUUAUUUCUAGGCUCUCUAUUCUGCUCUUUUGGCCUAUGUGUCUGUUUUGAUACCAGUAUCAUACAGUUUUACUUAUUAUGGCUUUGUAAUGUAUUUCGAAGGCAGGUUCUGUGAUGCCUUCAGCUUUGCUUGUUUUUUCUCAAUUAUUUUGACUAUUGGGGAUCUUUUUGUUGUUUUUUUUUUGUGUUACCAGAUGAAUUGGGGGAUUCCUUUUGUAUGUGAAGAAUGUAAUUGGUAUCUUGAUAGAGAUUUCAUUAAACCUGUAGAUCACUUUGUGUAAUAUAGACAUUUAAAAAACAUUAAUUCCACCGAUUUGUGAAUAAAGAAUAUCUUUCUA
Molecule: messenger RNA, 9589 nt
Organism: Callithrix jacchus (white-tufted-ear marmoset)
Lineage: Eukaryota; Metazoa; Chordata; Mammalia; Primates; Cebidae
Source: RefSeq, a predicted model, not a curated record